Molecule: messenger RNA, 2125 nt
Organism: Lolium perenne
Lineage: Eukaryota; Viridiplantae; Streptophyta; Magnoliopsida; Poales; Poaceae
Biological process (GO): sesquiterpene biosynthetic process
Molecular function (GO): cyclase activity
Source: RefSeq, a predicted model, not a curated record
AGUGCUGUUGCUUGUCGAUGGGCAGGUUGGCUUGCGUUGGCUUGAUGGACCCCAAGUCCACUAGCUACGUCCAACAACCAUCACAGUAGACAGCCAUAGCUUUCACGGACGGACCUCUCCCGCGGGGCCGAAAGAAAAGAAGAGAUUUUGCAUCAAGUCAUGGACGAACGGCAGCUGAAACCACGCCAUGGCAUUCCUCCCAAAUUGACAGGAAGCUCAAAAUUAACCUGGUGUUCGUUCCUUCCAAGGAAGCUGGAGCAGAACAAGCAGCCCCCAAGGCUGACCGUCAGCCGGCAAGCCCCCGCCCCGGAUUGAUGACGGAUUCCGAUCGCCAAAGCCGACGAUUUUACUCCAUAGCGGCAAUGCAGCCGGCCCACCGCAAAGGGCAAUGCAUCUUCCUCGUGACAGCGAUGGCGACGACGCCAGCAACUGCGCCCCGCUCGCCGAGCCCCUGCUCGACAGGCCUCGCCGGCAGGACUGGCUCGGUCUCUUGCGCGGCGGCCCGCCGACGUCGUCGUCAGCUGGCUGGGUCGCCGUGGACUGGGCGUCCGUGCGCUCGACGUGCAGGGAAUGGAUCACGCACCCCAUGAACGCCGCGCUGCUUCUCUGGCUCCUCUGCGUGGGCGCCUCGGGCGGGAUGCUCGCGCUGCUCCUCCUGGGCCUCCUCGACGGCGCGUUCCCGGCGCCCGCGGCAAGGAGCCACUGGGCCGAGGUGAACAACCAGGUGCUCAACGCGCUCUUCACGCUCAUGAGCCUGUACCAGCACCCGGCCCUCCUCCACCACCUCUUCCUCCUCUGCCGCUGGCGCCUGCCCGCCGACGCCGCCGAGCUGCGCGCCGCGUACUGCAGUGGCGGCGGCGGCGGCCAGGCACGCGCGGGCGAGCGCGCGCACGUGGCUGUCGUCGUCGCGCUGCUCCACCUCACCGUCGUCUGCCAGUACGCGCUCUGCUGGCUCUACUGGUGCUUCACCCGGAACACCCGCCCCGACCUCGUGGAGGACGGCUUCACCGCGCUCGGCGUCGCAGCGCCAAUCUUUGCCGUCGUGUACACCAUGUGUAGCCCGCUGGGAAGUGACACAUCCGGCGACCUCGACGCCCCGUCGGUGACCGCGCAAUGCCCCAGCACGUUGGCGCACGCUGACGCCGUGGUGGUAGUGGAGCCGGAGUGGGCCGGCGGCAUGUUCGACUGCGAUGGAAGCGAGGCCGCGGCUGCGGGGUGCUGCCUCUCCCUCUCCUGCACAUUCUGCGUCUUCGGGUGGAACGCCGAGAGGCUCGGCUUCGGCAACGCGUGCGUGCACGCCGCCACGUUCGCGCUCCUCUGCUUCGCGCCGCUGUGGGUAUUCGGCGUCACGGCGCUCCGCGUCCACGACGCGGCCGUGGGCGACGUGGUUGGCGGCGCCGGCGUGCUGCUCUGCGUGGGCGGCCUCCUCUACGGCGGCUACUGGAGGGUCCAGAUGCGGAGAAAGUUCGGGCUCCCCGGGAGCGCCGCGUGCUGCGGCUCCAAGUCGGCCACGGACUACGCGAGCUGGCUCUUCUGCUGGCCGUGCGCGCUGGCGCAGGAGGUGCGCACGGCGAGCCUCUACCACGUCCAUGGCGAGAGCUUCUUCCACCGGAUACCUGCUGCUGCCGCCGGCGACCACGAGCCGUUGCUAACGCCCGGCACAAGCGCGUCUGCAGAGUCGGAUGAGCACUUGGUCGUGGUUCUUCUUCGUGAUGAGAUGGUUCCACCACCGGUGGUUCAGGUUGUGGUGGUGGCAGACAAUGACACAUGCUUGGAAUGCAAUGUCGUUCAUGUCCAGGAGAAGAUCGAACCUCCGUUCCCGACAUCGGCGGUCGACGUGGAAGAGGAGAACGGAUCGUCUUCGUUGGCGUCCAAUCAAGAAGAACCGGUGGACCAGAGAUUGUCUGGUGGAAGGUGGAGGGUGGAGAAGCUCAAGAGGAUGAUCAAUGUGGUCACCAUGGUGUCUUUGCUUUUCCUCUUGUACACAAGAGGAUUCAUUCCAUAGAGAUGCAUUGUGGUUUUGAAAAAAGCAAAUAAUAGUGUUAGGAUUUAGUAUUACAGAUGUAUAGAUCACCAAGAUAUAUUCAAAAUGAACUGCAAAUAAUUAUGUAAUUUGCUAGAAUCG